Molecule: messenger RNA, 1408 nt
Organism: Fomitopsis serialis
Lineage: Eukaryota; Fungi; Basidiomycota; Agaricomycetes; Polyporales; Fomitopsidaceae
Product: S-adenosyl-L-methionine dependent methyltransferase
Exons: 12
Coding region: 131-1408 (425 amino acids)
Biological process (GO): rRNA base methylation
Cellular component (GO): nucleus
Molecular function (GO): 23S rRNA (adenine(1618)-N(6))-methyltransferase activity
Source: RefSeq, a predicted model, not a curated record
ACUUGGUGGGUGCAAGAAUAAUCAGGCUGCGCAAGCAGAUUCCAUCCAAAUCUUGAAUUGUACUUGCAGAGAUCGUACAAUACUACUUUGCGAGUCUUGCAUCUUGCGGCGCCCGGGAACUUGAGCUUAGAUGCAUCCUCGCAAUCCGUAUGGGACGGCGCCCGACUUCGUGUCUCUCGCAGAUGCCUAUCCUGCGUUAAAACCUCAUCUCAUCGCCACGGCUAGUGGGGUGUCAAUCGACUUCCGGGACGAGACUUCACAAAGACGACUCACAGAAGCCUUACUUCAUCGAGACUUCAGCCUGAUGAUUGACGUUCCGGAAGUUCGACUAUGCCCCCCUGUGCAGCAUAGGCUGAAUUAUAUUUUGUGGCUUCAAGACGUAGUCAACGCGACGUAUCUCACCGAACCCCCAAUUCAUCACAGAAGAGUCACAGGAGUCGACAUUGGAACAGGAGCGUCGGCAAUCUAUCCUCUCCUGGGAUGUCGUGUGGAUGCUCAGUGGAGUUUUGUUGCUACAGACGUCGAUGAAAAGUCGCUCCAGUACGCUCGGCUUAAUAUACAGAACAACAACCUCCAGGAUCGCGUCAGCCUUGUGCAAUCGGAUCCAAACGGACCUGUCCUCCAACAUGUCCUGGUCUUCGACUUUACUAUGUGUAAUCCCCCGUUCUACGGCAGCAAGGAAGACGUCAAACGAUCCGCCGAAGCCAAGGAAUACCAGCCCAACGCGGUUUGUACCGGUGCGGAUGUAGAGAUGAUUACCCCGGGUGGAGAAGGGGCAUUCGUCUGCAAGAUGGUCUCGGAAAGCCUAGAGCUCCGUUCUCGAUGUCGCUGGUACACUUCCAUGCUGGGCAAGCUGUCCUCUCUCACAGAAGUCGUUGCUCUGCUGCGCAAACACCAGAUUGACAACUACGCCAUAACUGAGUUUGUACAGGGGCAGACCCGGCGAUGGGCGAUCGCGUGGUCCUUUGGCGAUGUACACCUCCCAGACUCGAUAGCGCGGAUACCCAACCCGUCAGUCCACUCGCUCAUGCCCCCACAUAACACCGUUCAGCAAACGUACCCCCAAUCGACCUCACUCGAUCGCCUCUCAUCCGCCGUCACGUCGACGCUAGCUUCCAUCGAAGGCGUCUCAGUACAGCCACUGCCGCGUGACGACGGUGCUGAACAUACGUUUCCGGGCGCGGACACGUUGGUGACGGCAGCACGCGAUACGUGGUCCAGAACGGCGAGAAGACGCAAGAUGCGCGAGACAAGUAUGCAAGUGGACGAUGAACCCAGUAAUGCCCUCGUGUGUCGCGACGCGACAGUUGGCGCAAUACUACAGUGUCACUGGGCGAAGGGCCGUGACAGAGGGUUGUUCGAGAGCUUUGCAAGUCAUCUUGGUAGGAAAGUAUCGGCUGCACUGUAG